AUGCACCUGCUGCGACGUGAGAGUGAUGGCGAGUUCAGCCUUACUGAAUACCAUGGGCAGCCUCCGCCAUAUGCUAUACUUUCACACACCUGGGGAUCCGAUAGCGACGAAGUGACAUUCAAGGACAUCGAAAAGGGCAGAGGCAAGAACAAAACCGGCUACGAGAAAUUGCGCUUCUGCGCUCGGCAAGCCAGAGAAGAUGGAUUGGAAUAUUUCUGGGUGGAUACGUGCUGUAUUGACAAGAAAGAUAGUGUGAAACUCUCGGAGGCAAUUAACUCCAUGUUUUCGUGGUAUCAACAAUCUUCCAGAUGCUACGUUUACCUCACCGAUGUUAGGCGUCAGAGAAAUGGCGCCGCUGCUGUCGUAGGUUUGCUAACCAGAAACAAAUCUAGCUCACCCCGAAAGGAUUCUGGGCGCCAUUGGGAAAUAUCAUUUCGGGCGAGCAAAUGGUUCACCAGAGGCUGGACCCUUCAAGAACUUCUAGCGCCAACUUCAGUGAAGUUUUUCAACCAGGAAGGAGAUCUUCUAGACGACAGACAAGGCCUUGCAAGAAUCAUCCAUGAGAUAACAGGAAUAUCAGUGCAGGCUUUACACAAAUCAGGUCUCUCACUAUCCAAUUUUAGCAUCGAUGAACGCAUGUCAUGGGCAAAAGGGCGUAGUACCAAACGGCCGGAAGACGCUGCCUACUCUCUUCUUGGUCUAUGUGGAGUUCACAUGCCACCCAUAUAUGGAGAAGGCCAGGAAAAUGCGUUCUUUCGUCUGCGCUGGGAGAUCGAGCGAAAAGCAGCGAUUUCACAGAAAAAGGGCGUCAUGGCUACAGAUGAGAGCCUCCCGAAUAUCUCUCCCUCGUUAAGCGCCUCACAAAAGUCAGUAGAAACGACUGGUAUUGGAGCACAAUGGCACGAUGCCGAAGAUUGGUACCCACACCAACUACACAGGGACAAUGUCACAAAAGACAAUGAGAGAAAAAUGAAGUUGUGGUGGGAUAAUGCGAUUGCUGCGAACCUGGAUACGACCGAUGCCUGGAUCGAUGACUACGAAAAGGCUGCAGCAUUACUUGUGAAGUGGGCAGAUGAACCGGAGGAUUCGAAAAGGAGUCAAGAGGUGAACGAGCUCGACCAUGUCCUCCGUGUGCAAUAUGGUUUCCACACAGAGAUGGUCGUUCUAGACGUCUCGCACCAAGCCGAGCAUCAGAUGAAUCGAUCUCUCGAUAGGUUCACCGAGCAGAACGACGGACCUAACAAUUUACUCGUCGUAUACUAUACUGGCGCUAGCACGAUCGAAGAAGAUCAAAAACACCUCAAAUUGGGAAGCCCGGCGGUCAAAAUAGGCCCGGGAAAAUGGCGGCGCCGGUAUAUUGAUUGGCACAGAUCAUACGAUAUUCUUCGCUCUGACAUAGUGGAUGCGGAUGUCUUUAUGAUACUGGAUACGGAUACGACGUGGGCAAGCAAACAAACGGAUGACUGGAUGGCCAAGAUCAAUCCACCGGAGAGGCAGAACCGGAAUCAGACGAAACGUUUUGAGGUAAUGAGUGCAGAAACAAUCCGCUUCAAUCGUUCUCUGAUCGAAACUUUGAAUACAUUUGCAAACGACAGACGCGGCAAGCCUUUUUCAACAUCCACGCUAAGCGCGCAUCUACGUAAGGACCUGGUAAUAGACGAAGAACAGUCCAUAUUGUGGUCUUUACUUCCAAACAAAAGUCAUAUCUUUCUUAGUCCGGAUAGAAGAGUAUCGAGCGAGAUCUCACUGGAAGGCUACCUGAAGCUAGGGAUUCAACUACGCGAUGAGGCUUUGUCGCAGACACAGAUCGAAGACUUGGUGCGAACUCUAGCAGCAUGGGGAAGAGAGAAGGAUAUCGUACUUCGUGGCAUCGACUGGCUUGGAUUCGAGGUACAAGCGGAGCAGUCAAAUUGUUGA
This is a messenger RNA of Alternaria arborescens, 1917 nucleotides long. RefSeq lists its product as hypothetical. The transcript has 3 exons. The record is from RefSeq and is a predicted model, not a curated record. Lineage: Eukaryota; Fungi; Ascomycota; Dothideomycetes; Pleosporales; Pleosporaceae. Bases 1 to 1917 code for a protein of 638 amino acids.